This is a messenger RNA of Scleropages formosus (Asian bonytongue), 2173 nucleotides long. RefSeq names its product death-associated protein kinase 2-like. Gene Ontology annotation, biological process: protein phosphorylation; intracellular signal transduction; positive regulation of apoptotic process. Gene Ontology annotation, molecular function: protein serine/threonine kinase activity; ATP binding. Lineage: Eukaryota; Metazoa; Chordata; Actinopteri; Osteoglossiformes; Osteoglossidae. The transcript is spliced from 12 exons. Gene Ontology annotation, cellular component: nucleus; cytoplasm. The coding region runs from base 223 to 1272 and encodes 349 amino acids. The record is from RefSeq and is a predicted model, not a curated record.
GAGCCUCGACGAAAAAGGCUGCUCACUUUAAAGUGUCAGCAAUACAGUACAUUUUUCACAUUUUUCACAGAAGAAGAAAGACCUGCUGUAGCUACCGGGAGACACACAAACUGCUGUGGCUCCGACUCACUUCACUCUCCGGGUUUUACAGGUCCUGGUGUAGUGUGGAGCAGCACAGAGGAUGGUCUCUAUGGAAGGAGGACACUGAGGACAGGGAACAGCAUGGCAGCUUUCAAAAUGGAAAAUGUGGAGGACUUGUAUGAAAUUGGAGAUUUGCUUGGCAGUGGACACUUUGGACAAGUGCGGGAGGUGCGCGAAAAAGCCUCCGGGUCCCGCUGGGCUGGGAAGUUCCUGAAGGUGCAGAAGAAUGAAGGCAACCACAUGGGGUUGGAUAGCAGGCGCGUGAAGAAGGAGGUUGAGAUCCUGCAGGCCUUGCAGCACGAUAACAUCAUGGCCCUGAAAGAUGUGUUUGAAAGUGGAGCGGAGUUGGUGCUCAUCAUGGAGCUCAUCAGUGGUGGGGAGUUAUUCGAUUUUGUUGCUGAGAAGGAGAACCUUCUGGAAAGUGAGGCCAUUGAGUUCAUCAAGCAAAUUCUGCAUGGUGUUGGAUAUAUGCACAGCAAGCAUAUAACACACUUUGACCUCAAGCCAGAAAACAUCAUGCUGUCCGACAAAGACGCACCAAUCCCUCAGAUCAAGAUAAUAGAUUUUGGGCUGGCGCAUCGCCUCACACAGGGAGAGGAGUACAGGAGCCAGUGCGGCACUCCUCAGUAUAUUGCGCCAGAGGUGAUCAGCUACGAGCCCCUGAGUCCUGCAACAGACAUGUGGAGUAUCGGUGUCAUCACCUACAUACUACUGAGUGGUAUGUCACCCUUCCAAGGAGAUUCAGAUGAGGAAACGCUAAAGAACAUCGUAGGGAUGAACUAUGAAUUUGAAGAGCGAUAUUUCCCAGACACCAGUGAGGCGGCCAAGGACUUCAUUCAGAAGCUAUUAGUCAAAGACCAGAAUAUGAGGAUGACUGCUGAAGAAGGUAUUCUUCACCCUUGGAUCAAGCCCUUCUCGAGAGGACACGCAACUGACCGAAAACGCUCCUCCAUCAACAUGAAGAACUUCAAGAAGUUCAAUGCAAGGCGGAAGUGGAAGCUCUCCUGUAAUAUGGUGUGGAUGUGCAACCGCCUAAACAACCUACAGCUGCUGCGCCAAACGGCAGUCCCGAUGAACGUGGAGAAGGAGAAAUCCCACAGAGACCAGGAGGACAAGCAAACCAACACUUGAUCCACAGAGGACAGCAGUAUAUGAGAGGCAAGGCUGACUGGUCAAAGCCCUGGUGGUAUAGAUGUGUACAGAGGACACCGUCCACCUGGAUUCACUGGACAUGGCCUCAGCUGACUCAGGGGCAUCAGAGUCUAAGACAGUUACAAUGUUUGGCAUAGUAAAGUUAUCUCCUUACAGUUAUUUAUUCAUUUUUAUAUUUGGUCAUUUUCUUUGGAUUGAAAAAAUAGAGGACGAACUCAGGCUUCCAGACGCAGACUUUCCGUUAUUGAACGUUAUCAUAUCUGGAUGGUUAGUGGAAUUUUAGAUAGUGGAAUUUUCUGUGUUUUUUUUUUUUUUUCUGAUUUAGAUAAAAAAUGGUCUGUGAUGACAGGAUGGAAUCAUGUCACUAAACUGCACAAUGCACAGCACCAGGCAAAAGCCUGAGUUCACCUGGGUAGCCGCUGCAAUGCUUUUAUGGGACGAACUGGACAGAAGAGUCAAAGUGAAGCAAAACACAAGUGCAUAACCUCUGUGGAAACUGCUACAGAAGAGUUGGCAAUGCAUAGCGGCUGAUUUUCUGCCCAAACUUGUCAGCUGAAAGCUUUGUGAAAAAAACAGCUUUCCAGUACUGUACCGAGGCUGUUUAAUGCAAUGAUCAGCAUAAUAAAUGAAUCAGUCAUUAUUGUUUUCACAUUUACCCUUUUCUCUUACCAUUUAUUGAAGCGAAAAUAAUUGAUUUAGCAUUUUAAUAUUUAAUAACACAACAAUAAAUGUCUGUAUAUUUAUUUAUUUAAAAUGUACAUAUGUAAAUUUGGUGUUUCUGGUGUUUUAUGAAACCGAAGUGUUACCUUUCAGGUACCUGAAAGAGUAGUAACAGCUUGUAUUGCUUUUAUUAGAAGUUAAAUAAAAAUCUAAUAAAUUA